AUGGAAGCUAGCGAGUUUGAUCGUAACAUCCAUGGAGACAAGUACUCUAUUAUCCUUCCAACUUACCAAGAGAGGGAUAACUUACCAAUAAUCACCUGGAUGAUCCUGGACAUGGCUGAUAGAAAUAACCUAGAUGUUGAGAUUAUUGUGGUUGAAGAUAAUAGUCCAGAUGGAACAGGACUUGUCGCAGAUGAACUCCAAAGGAUCUAUGGGGAGAAAAGAAUCCAGGUACUCAAGAGAGCAGGAAAAUUAGGACUCGGAUCAGCUUAUAUGGACGGAAUUAAGAAAUGCAAUGGAAAUUUUGUUAUUCUCAUGGAUGCAGACUUUUCACAUCAUCCUAAGUUCAUACCACAAUUUAUUGAGGUUCAGAAGAGAACUGACUGUGAUGUAGUCACUGGAACUAGAUACAGAAAAGGAGGUGGCGUUUAUGGAUGGGAUUUGUACAGAAAGCUGACGUCUAGAGUUGCUAAUUUUAUUGCAUCCUUCCUGCUAAACCCUAAAAAUGCUUCAGACCUGACAGGAAGUUUUAGACUUUACAAGAAACACGUGCUUGAGGAUAUUAUGAGCCAAGUGAAAUCAAGAGGAUACGUGUUCCAAAUGGAAGUAAUUGUGAGGGCUGAAAAGAAUGGAUACUCUAUAAAUGAAGUCCCAAUCACAUUUGUAGAUAGAGUCUACGGAGAGUCCAAACUAGGAGCAAAUGAAAUCAUUUCAUACCUCAAGGGAUUACUAGGAUUAGCUAAGGAUUUAUAG
Messenger RNA from Moneuplotes crassus, 750 nucleotides. NCBI's taxonomy places the organism in Eukaryota, Ciliophora, Spirotrichea, Euplotida, Euplotidae. The record is from the annotation of a GenBank genome assembly.